UUCUCCGCAACAGCCGCGGGCGAAGGGUGAGCGCUGCGGUAUUUUGUCCCGAGCGGUGACCCCUCCUCCCAGGGAGGCAGAGGCUGCGGCGGCAGCCGUGGAGGUGGCGGCGGCAGCGGUGGCGGCCCGGCAUUGAGGAGAGGCCGAGGCCGGCCCGGCGGCCUGAAGGCCGCGAGAGGCGGAGGCCGGGCUACCUUCGCGCGCCGCACGAACGGAGGGGAGGAGGCGGACGCGAGCGAGCCCCGCCCGGCCACUGGGAAGGUGGGGGAGACUCCGCGCUCCUCUCGCCCUCCGGCCGCCCCGCUGGCCCUGCAGCCGCCGCCGCCGCCUCGGGCUUCAGCUCCGGGCCCCGCGGUCCCGGCCGGAGAGGGGGGGCGGCGAGUGCUCCGGGAGCUGCCGGAGAUGGCCGGAGGACACUGCGGCAGCUUUGCCGCGGCGGCGGCUGGCAGCGGCGAGAUCGUCCAGCUGAACGUGGGGGGGACCAGAUUUAGUACCUCAAGACAAACUCUAAUGUGGAUUCCAGAUUCUUUUUUUUCCAGUUUACUGAGUGGAAGAAUUUCAACACUUCGAGAUGAAACUGGUGCUAUAUUUAUUGAUAGAGAUCCAGCAGCUUUUGCACCCAUUUUAAAUUUUCUUCGGACAAAAGAACUAGACUUAAGGGGAGUAAGUAUUAAUGUUCUCAGGCAUGAAGCAGAAUUUUAUGGAAUCACUCCAUUAGAGAAAAUAAAAAUGGAGUACUGUUUUUCUGUUUGCAUGUACUCUUGACAAGUUUGCUUUGAAAUGUUUUUAGUAAGAAGGCUUCUCCUAUGUGAAGAAUUGGAGCGUUCAUCUUGUGGCAGUGUCCUUUUUCAUGGUUACUUGCCCCCACCAGGCAUUCCUAGUCGUAAAAUAAACAACACAGCUAGAUCUUCUGCUGAUUCUCGGAAUGGACUAAAUUCUGCAGAAGGUGAAGCCCGGGGAAAUGGUACUCAACCUGUUCUCUCUGGAACUGGAGAAGAGACUGUUAGACUGGGAUUUCCUGUGGAUCCACGAAAGGUGCUAAUAGUAGCUGGCCAUCACAACUGGAUUGUAGCUGCAUAUGCUCAUUUUGCUGUGUGUUACAGAAUCAAAGAAUCUUCAGGAUGGCAACAAGUGUUUACAAGCCCCUAUUUAGACUGGACUAUUGAACGAGUGGCUCUAAAUGCAAAAGUAGUUGGAGGUCCACAUGGAGACAAAGACAAAAUGGUUGCUGUUGCCUCAGAGAGCAGCAUCAUCCUGUGGAGUGUUCAGGAUGGGGGAAGUGGAAGUGAAAUUGGAGUGUUCAGCCUUGGUGUUCCUGUAGAUGCCCUCUUCUUUAUUGGUAACCAGUUGGUGGCCACGAGUCAUACAGGGAAAGUAGGAGUGUGGAAUGCUGUCACUCAGCACUGGCAGGUUCAAGACGUUGUUCCUAUAACUAGUUAUGACACUGCUGGGUCAUUCCUCCUAUUGGGAUGUAACAAUGGAUCAAUAUAUUAUAUAGAUAUGCAGAAGUUCCCUUUGCGAAUGAAGGAUAAUGAUCUUCUUGUAACUGAACUCUAUCAUGAUCCUUCAAAUGAUGCUAUUACUGCUCUGAGUGUUUACCUCACACCCAAAACAAGUGUCAGUGGUAACUGGAUUGAGAUCGCCUAUGGUACAAGUUCUGGAGCAGUACGAGUGAUUGUACAGCACCCAGAGACAGUUGGGUCGGGUCCUCAGCUUUUUCAGACUUUCACAGUUCACCGAAGCCCUGUUACAAAAAUCAUGCUGUCAGAGAAGCAUCUUGUAUCUGUCUGUGCAGAUAAUAAUCAUGUCCGCACAUGGACAGUAACACGAUUCAGAGGAAUGAUCUCUACUCAGCCAGGUUCCACUCCUUUAGCAUCAUUCAAGAUAUUGUCUCUGGAGGAGACAGAAAGUCAUGGUAGCUAUUCCUCUGGAAAUGACAUAGGGCCUUUUGGAGAACGAGAUGAUCAACAGGUGUUUAUCCAGAAAGUUGUUCCCAUCACUAACAAACUAUUUGUGAGACUUUCAUCUACUGGGAAAAGAAUAUGUGAGAUCCAAGCUGUUGACUGUACUACAAUAUCCUCAUUUACAGUGAGAGAAUGUGAGGGAUCCAGUAGGAUGGGCUCAAGGCCAAGGCGCUACUUGUUCACAGGCCAUACAAAUGGCAGCAUUCAAAUGUGGGAUCUGACCACUGCUAUGGAUAUGGUUAAUAAAAGUGAAGAUAAGGGUGGUCCAACUGAAGAAGAACUACUCAAAUUACUAGAUCAAUGUGAUCUCAGCACAUCUCGCUGUGCUACACCUAAUAUUAGUCCAGCAACUUCUGUGGUUCAGCAUAGCCGCCUUCGAGAAUCAAAUUCUAGCCUUCAGCUUCAGCACCAUGAAACCAUUCAUGAAGCAGCUACUUAUGGUUCCAUGAGGCCUUACAGAGAAAGUCCUUUGUUAGCAAGGGCAAGAAGGACUGAGAGCUUUCAUAGUUAUAGAGACUUCCAGACUAUUAAUUUGAACAAAAAUGUAGAAAGAGCUGUUCCUGAAAAUGGUAAUUUGGGUCCAAUACAAGCUGAAGUGAAGGGGGCAACAGGGGAAUGUAAUAUAUCUGAGAGAAAGUCUCCCGGAGCAGAAAUCAGAAGUUUGAAAGAAUUGGAUAGUGGAUUAGAGGUACAUAAAACAGCUGAAGUUUUUUCUGAAUCCAAGAAGAGGUCAUCAGAAGAUGAAAAUGAAAAUAAAGUAGAGUUAAGGAAGAAAGGAGGAUUUGAAGGGGGAGGAUUCCUUGGAAGAAAGAAAGUUCCCUAUCUGGCAUCAUCACCAAGUACUUCUGAUGGAGGAACCGACUCGCCUGGUACUGCAUCCCCGUCCCCUACAAAGACCACCCCGUCUCCAAGGCAUAAAAAAAGUGAUUCUUCAGGUCAAGAGUACAGUUUGUGAAAACUCACUAAAAUGAAUGGUAGUUUUGUUAAAUUAAGAUGAAAAUUAAAUUUUCCUGGAUUUCAGUACAUUAGUUUUUACAAUGAGGCUUUAUAAGAUAAAUUGGGUGUCAUUUAUUAUCUUUUUAACAGAAUUACCUGGAAUAAGGAGAUAAAAUAAUCAUAUCUCUUAAUGUUUUGGAAGGUUUUUUAGUUUUACAAACACAUUUAACAGAUUAUUUGCAAAGCAGUAUCCAUUUUAAUGUUUAGCUACUCUUUGUUGGUUUUGUUAUCAUAGUACCACAUCUUAAUAGGAUGGUGUCCAUACAGAGGAAUAUUCCCUGGAGCAUGGGAACCAACAGACUGCAUUCCUAAUCUUUAUUGUGCCUGAGACUUGUCUUGCAAUGUUAUCUUAAGUGAAUAACAAUUCUUUUUGAAAGUUGGUCUCCCAACCCUUAUUGUGAUUUCAGUGUGUUUACCAGAUAUUUGAUGAGGUGCUACGUUUGUGAAAAAAUAUCAUGUAAUUAAAAAACACUAUUAUUUUGAAUACCAGAUUCCACUGUGUAGUAAGACUUUUAGGAUUUUUUUUUUUUUUUUUUUAAUCGUGGGUCACUUUCUGAUUCUCAUUGUUGGAAGUUCUUAAGUCUUAGCAUGCAUCACCACGUAGAAAGAGCUGUUCCUGAAAAUGGUGCAAAAAGUCCAUGUGAACUUUCUUUCAAGUUGGAGCAAUUGUCUAUUUCAGAAAAGAUGAAAUAAAAAUAAUAAUCAAAGGCAAAGCUUUGAGGGCCCAGAAGGGAAAACUCAGUUGCUAAUCUGCCUUGUUUUAAGAGCCACCUUUCCUUUUAUUUUUUUUAAAGUAUUAAUAAUCAAAAUAACUUAAAUGUAGGCCAUUUUGUUAAAUGAGAUUGUAGAUUUGGGUUUUUGGCUGAAAGUUUUGGCUAUUGUAAAUGUGUUAUUUUGGAUAUAAUUUCAAUUGUUAGAGAAAAAAAUUUUGUUUUUUCAUUUAAUUGGAAUGAUUUUCAAGUUUCUGCAAAUGGGGUAAGUGCAAAUUUAAACCAUUAAGCAUUUAUUGCUGAAGAAUGUAUAUAUUCCCAUUCCAAGAAAUAUAAUGAGUAAAAUUGAAAUAAAUUCUUUAAAGUUU
This is a messenger RNA of Marmota flaviventris (yellow-bellied marmot), 4038 nucleotides long. NCBI's taxonomy places the organism in Eukaryota, Metazoa, Chordata, Mammalia, Rodentia, Sciuridae. The record is from RefSeq and is a predicted model, not a curated record.